Schizosaccharomyces cryophilus OY26 is the source of this 5645-nucleotide messenger RNA. RefSeq names its product glycerol-3-phosphate dehydrogenase Gpd1. The record is from RefSeq and is a predicted model, not a curated record. Gene Ontology annotation, cellular component: glycerol-3-phosphate dehydrogenase (FAD) complex; cytosol; nucleus. Bases 221 to 1363 code for a protein of 380 amino acids. Gene Ontology annotation, molecular function: glycerol-3-phosphate dehydrogenase [NAD(P)+] activity; protein homodimerization activity; NAD binding. The transcript has a single exon. Gene Ontology annotation, biological process: glycerol-3-phosphate catabolic process; carbohydrate metabolic process. Lineage: Eukaryota; Fungi; Ascomycota; Schizosaccharomycetes; Schizosaccharomycetales; Schizosaccharomycetaceae.
UCCUUCGGACCUAAACAUGGCGUAUGCUCACAAAUAUAAAAGCAUGGCAUUUCCCUGAUCUUUCUUUACAAUCUGCCUCAUCAACGAAAGAUUCAGGUUUCUUGCUUUUAGCGUUUCGUUGUCGGUUCUUUCUUCUUUCCUCCAAGUUCAAUUGUUUUUGUUGUUCAUUUCACGAGUUUUUUAAUUUAACGUUUCUAUUCAUCAACUACUAGUUUAAAAAAUGUCUUUUCCUCACGCUACUGGUGCUAAUUUAGACCAAGCUCCCAAGAAGCGUUUGGCCGUUGGUGUUGUCGGUUCUGGUAACUGGGGUACCGCCAUCGCCAAGAUCUGCGGUGAAAACGCCCGUGCUCACGGUCACCACUUCCGUUCCAAGGUCCGUAUGUGGGUUUUUGAAGAAGAAAUCGAACACAAGGGUGAAAAGAGAAAGCUUACUGAAGUCUUUAACGAGACCCACGAAAACGUCAAGUAUCUUCCUGGUGUCGAAUGCCCUCCUAACGUCAUCGCUGUCCCCGAUGUCCGUGAAGUUGCUCGUCGCUCUGACGUUUUGGUCUUUGUUGUCCCUCACCAAUUUAUCGAGCGUGUCUGCGACCAAAUGUCUGGUCACCUUCGUCCUAAUGCUGUCGGUAUUUCUUGUAUCAAGGGUGUUUCCGUUGGCAAGGACGGUGUCCGCCUUUUCUCUGAUGUCAUCAGUGAGAAGCUUGGCAUUUACUGUGGUGUCCUUUCCGGUGCUAACGUCGCCAACGAAGUUGCCAAGGAGCAAUUCUGUGAGACCACUAUUGGUUACAACCCCCCUAAUCCCGUUAUUUCUGCCGAGCAAAUCGUUGCUGUUUUCGACCGUCCUUACUUCUCGGUCGUCUCCGUCGAUGAUGUUGCCGGUGUCGCUCUCGGUGGUGCUUUGAAGAAUAUCGUCGCCAUGGCUGUCGGUUUCGCCGACGGUUUGGAAUGGGGUGGUAAUACCAAGUCUGCCAUCAUGCGUCGUGGCUUGUUGGAAAUGCAAAAGUUUGCUACCACCUUCUUCGAUAGUGAGAAGGGUACUAUGGUUGAACAAUCUUGUGGUAUUGCCGACUUGGUCACCUCUUGUUUGGGUGGUCGUAACAACCGCGUUGCCGAGGCUUAUGUUAAGUCUGGUAAGCCCAUUGAAGUUCUUGAAAAGGAACUUUUGGGCGGUCAACUUUUGCAAGGUGCUUCUACUGCUAAGGAAGUCCACGAAUUCCUUUCCACCAAGGACAUGGUCAACGAGUUCCCCUUGUUCCACUCUGUCUACAACAUUUGCUACGAAAACAUGGACCCUAAGGGCUUGAUUCAAGUCCUUCAACCCUUGAAGGAAGAAUCCGAAAACGAAGGUGGUACUGAAACCGAGUAAACGGUUUCGCUAUGAUCCCUUUUGUUUUCUCUGUGUGUGGAAAAGGAUACCAUUCCUCAUCCUGACGCGUAACGCUUAUCAGUUCCAAAAGGGGGUGUUGUUUGAGGUUGCACGUUGAUUUCUAUCAGUCUUGAACAUAUGGUUAGUUUUCUUUUGAUGCACACUUUUCAUUACCAUAGCUUUUGGCUGGUAGUUGGUUAUUUUCCGCAUUGAUUGAUUUUUCGUUGCUUUUAUCAUUCGUUUCCCCCCUCGUAAGCAUCGCGCAUAUUUAGUGGAAGAGACGUUAAACCAAUCCCCGUUAUUAAUAGAGACUUCUUGAUAUUUAUGGUGUCCUAUCAAGUAUAGAGCCAUAAAAAAUUGCAUGGGUGAAGGAAGAAGGUCUUUAUGAUAUCCAUGUUCUUCACACUUUGUUAACGACUAAGAGAAAUGAUUAUAUAUCUUUGUCCAUUGUUGAUGUUAUUUAUUAUGUAUAAAUCGAAAUCGAUUUUUUUGUGACUAAUAUUCACAGUAUAUUGUUGUCAUCGUAAAGAUAGCUUAAGGUAUGUGCCAUUUUCUGGUGCUGAUAUGAAAAAAGCUAUGUGUUUGUAUUCAAAUGGAUGAGGUUCUCCUAUUUCAAUGAUGGUGGUGGUUGUAGAUUGAACUAGCUUAGACUGUUGAUACUGAAUGAAAUGGUAGGAGUUGGUGAAUCUUGUUCUGUUCUUAUCGUUGAUGAGCAGUGGUAAUGGUUUAUUUCGUUAAAUGAGAAAGGAAAUAGUACCUUUUGUUGUGUGUCGUCGGAAGUACAAGUUCAUGGGUAACUAAGACUGCUUAGUUUGGUCUGCAAUUCUUUUGUCUCGGUGAACAGUUGGUAAUGCCUACAUACAAUAAAUGAUACUUUACGGGCAAAAUUGAGUAGCUUCUCCCUUUUGGGGUGGUAUGCCUCCAGCCUGAAAUCCUUUUUCUAUUGUAAUCCAUUCCUCUAAUCCCAAUUUUUGUAAGUUCCUAAUUUAAUUACCUUGAACAAGCACCCGUUCUCAUUGCUUGCACUUUUUUUUGUAACUUUCUUAUUCUGUAGAUACAGCAUUAAGCAAGUAAACGCCGUUCGCAUCUUUGGAUACUGUGAGUUGUUUCAUAAUAUCCUUUAAUUCCAAUGUCUUCUCCUUAGAAGCAUUUUUGUUAUGCUUCUUUACAAGCUUGUAUAGAGACUCCUUUCCAUCCUUUUCGCACAGCGAGAGCAUUUGCUCGAUGGGAGAGGCAUUCUUAUCGCCGGAAGAUGGUUUCUUUUUCUUCUUACCUUUCUCUUCCGAAGAAUCAUCAGAGGAAGACGACCGCUUCUUUGAAGGAGAGGAAACUUGCUCCUUGGACUCUGGUGUUUCUUUUAUUUCGGUGCCAUUCUUGUCAGCAGGAGCAUUACCGUUUAUACUUUUACUUUGCUGAUUUGUUUUUUUCAGUUCUUUUUUCGUUGGACGGUAAAGGCCCUUCUGAUAUCGCUGUGCCUCUGUCAUACAAGAAGAGUGAGAACGAUAAUCAGUCCCGUCAAAAGUCGUAUUGCAGUCGAUGCACGUGAAGUAUGCUCCAUGGCAACGAGAACGAUGUUGAUCGAGUUUUGGCUUCUUCACAAUAUCUUGACAAACUAUAAUUGAAGUUGUUAGCCUUUCUCACUUUCACCGAUUUCCUGUCAUUUUUCUUUUCCUAGGAUUAAAUAUUUACCUUCACAGCAAAAAGAAACCAUAUUUUUACUUCUUUAUUAGUUGCUUUUCUUGACUUUUCUCAAAUGAUUCUUGUAACUAGUGUCAAGUUGCUGUUUGCAAGUGUGUGGAAUAAGCAAAGAAAAAUUUUCGAUAUACGUUCUCUAACGACCUUCCUAUCCUUUUCGUUCUUGUUUAAUGUUUAGUUUCUUAAUUUAAAAUAAUAUUUAGUCAUUUGAAGGAUACUUAUAUCCUGUUUGACGACAAUUUAAAUUCUUGUUUUUCUAAAAUUGACAAGAGACACGGCCAUUCAAACGUUCGGCAUCUCCAUUCUUUUUCCUGUGUUAGUUUCAUCCUUUGCUUGAUUUACAUAGCUGACUCCCUGUUAGUACUCUCUUCGGUUCGUCUAUCAGGCAUUCUUCACCAUUUGAAUGCUUUUCACGAAAAGCUGUCUUUCAAGCUACAGCACUUUAACUACUAUCAUUCUAUGCCUUAAAUUGCUACUCUUUUUAUAAGCUGAUGUUUCCUUGAAAAGAGUCAAGUUCUAUUAUUCCUUUAAAAGCAAGAAUGUAAUUACGAUACCCAAUUCACGAAAGCAUCAAAAUUUCAUUUUUAUCUAAUCAUCAAAAAAUCUCAAUAAACAAAAUUAGUUUCCCAGAAACCAACUUUGAGCGACGGAGUCAUCCGAUUAAUGACUAUUUUUUACAUACUUAGUUCCCUUUCAAGCUUAAGGUUCUUUUUGUUCCUCCGUUGGCUUUUGAGAAUCACUUGGGGCUGAUGCUUCAGUAGAAGGAGAGACAUCUGUCAUGGAUAUAUCUUUUGAAUCCGAAGCUUCUUGUUCUGACUUUUCAUUAGACUCGGGUGAACUUUCCACCUUUUCACUCAGAUCUUGAGAAGAUUCCUUCGAUUCUUUGGUUUCUACCUUCUUUUCUUCUUUAUCGUUAUUUUCAACAGGCUUCACCUCCUCGGCUUGUUCGGCUAUUGGUUCUGGAGUCUCAGACGUGGCCUCAGCUGGCGAUUGCUUUUGCUGAGAAAUGGCCUGCAUAAUGGGUUUCCAUUUAUCUUCAAGAAGUUCCUGGCAAAUAUCCUUUAUAGGUUGUUCUUGAUCUCCGGGUAACUCUGUUAAAGCAUAGAUUUUCUUCAAAACAACUGCAAUCUUUGUGUUUUGGACCAGCGUAACGUCUAAUCCCUGGAAUGUGGAAAGCUUCUCAAGAUAUCCACGAAUUAUCUCGUAAUUUUGCUUGGACAAGUCUGCAUUUGGUGCCAAAAGACUACUUUGCAAUUUGUGACGAAGAAACAACAGAGAUUGUUCCCUGGAUUUAUAAGUACGUUCAGCCGCUUCUUCCUCGCUUACUUCAGGGCUUUCUUCUUUUUCCUCUUUCUCCUCUUCUUCUUCGUCUUUCUUGGCCUUCUUCUUCACAGGAGCAACCGUCUUUUUCACCUGCUGGGAACCUUUUCUAGGAGAAGCUCGAGUUCUCUUUGCACUAGGUGAUGCAGUUUCCGUAGAAGAGCGUUUUCUACGAGAAGCAUCCAAGGAAGGAUCAAAAGACACGGUCUUUUUUGUAUUUCUCUUACCUCCUCGUCUAGCACUGGUUCGAGUCGUCCGCUUCGAUUCUUCUUCUUCCUCUUCUUCGUCGACAGAAGCUUCAGAUUCCUCCUGUUCGUCCUCCUCAGAUUCCUCUUCAGACUCUUCAACGUCAGAAGGAGGAGGAGAAACAUCUUGUAAAUUCUUAGUGGCCUGAGCUACUUUAUAAGCUUUGAUUAAACCAGCAGUUUUGGGUUUAGGCUUUUCAAGGAAUUCAGAAAUUGCAUCUUCGGUUAAUGGGCAUAAAGCAUCAGGACUAGCCCAUAAGUAUUCUUUAUUAGGAAAGAAAAUUACAGGGUAAUAAUUUUCAGCACGCUUAGGCUUGCUCUUCAAAGCAACAGAAGUCAUUUUGUCUUCUGUAAUGAUCAUGCUAGGCCACCAGGGGAAGCCGGCGAGCUUAGUUAAAACACGCAUGCCAGAUUUGUAUUCAACAUUUUGCUUUUCCCCGCUCUUCUGCUUCGCGGCAUUUUUAGCGGCUGACUUGGCAGUACCUUCAGACUCUUGCUUCUCCGUCGAUUGAUCUUCGUUCGACUCUGGAGAGGACUCCUCUUGUUUGUUUUCCAAUGUCUUGGAAUCCUCUUCUGUUGCAGUGGCUCCGUUUUCUUUAGGCUCUUCCUCAGUAACCGUUGAUUCCUGUUUGUCAGAAGAUGCGCCAUUUUCUUGUUCGGGAGCUUCUUCAAGUUUCGCUUCAACGUCUUCCUGGGGUUCAUGAUCGUUUUCACUCUCUUUCUGAGCAUCUUCAACCUCCUUAGUCUCUGAUUCCUCUGGGUUUUCUCCAGAAACUGGAGUCAGUGCUUCUUUUGUGUCCUCAACAGGUGCAGCCUUCUCUUCUUGCCUUUCUAUAUUCAUUUGUUGUGCAUUACUUUCAGACGAUGCUUCCAUUUUAUCAAUUUCGAGAUUCACGUCGUGUUCUCAAAUAUUAGUAGAAGGAUAAAUUAUGCAACCAGUAAGCGUAAAUGCGUCUAGCACAGGAAGUGCAAAACUGACAAGUAUAAGGUACACCGAAGCGAGCUACCUAAAACUAAUUUAC